Molecule: messenger RNA, 1245 nt
Organism: Scheffersomyces stipitis CBS 6054
Lineage: Eukaryota; Fungi; Ascomycota; Pichiomycetes; Serinales; Debaryomycetaceae
Gene: TCD5.1
Exons: 1
Coding region: 1-1245 (414 amino acids)
Cellular component (GO): cytoplasm
Molecular function (GO): 2-oxoglutarate-dependent dioxygenase activity
Source: RefSeq, a predicted model, not a curated record
AUGGCUCCAGCUGCUACUUCCCAAAAGAUCUCAGAAAAGGACGACUUAGAUGCUACCAUCAAGAAGUUGGCUUCCUUGAAGCCAAUCGGUCACUCCAGUUACACUGGUGAGAUCAAGUCUGGUUACUCUGGUUCUUGGGCCGAAAAGCUUCCAGAAACUACAAAGGCUAGAUACGCUAGACAUGGUGUUGACAUUUCCAAGGGUUACCCUUACGUCCCUGAAGUUGACAAGAUUCCUAAGUUUGUCAACGAAGCUUAUGCUAUUAGAAACGAAGUGUACCCAUAUGUCGAGAGAGGUGCCAAAGCUGAUCCAGAAAAGAAGGCAUUAUUCGGUGCUGCCAAGGAAGUAAUCAACUUGACCAAGCAUCUCGGUACUGAGAUUGUUGGUUUGCAAUUGAGCGACUUGAAUGACCAACAAAAGGACGAAUUGGCUUUAUUGGUAGCUGAAAGAGUUGUCGUUUUCUUCAGAGACCAAGACUUGUCUCCCCAGAAGCAAUUGGAAUUGGGCCAUUACUGGGGCCAAGUUGAAGUUCAUCCACAAGUUCCUCGUAUAAGUGAAGAAUUCAACGGUGUCUCCGUGAUCUGGCAAGAUUACUACCGUGCCAAGUAUGGUUUGCACCUUAGUUUCAAGAAGGCUAUUGGUGGUAAUGCGCAAUGGCACACUGAUUUGGUUCACGAGCUUCAGCCAGCUGGUAUCACGCACUUGCACAACGAUGCUAUUCCAUCUGUUGGCGGUGACACUUUAUGGGCUUCAGGUUAUGCUGCUUACGAUAAGUUGUCUCCAGCCUUCCAGAAGUUCUUGGACGGCAAGACUGCCAUCUACAGAUCGGCCCAUCAAUAUGUUGACCCAGAAAACCCAUUGAAGGGUCCUAAGUAUGUUGAAAGAGAACACCCUAUUGUUAGAACUCAUCCUGCUACUGGAUGGAAGUUCUUGUUCGUCAACCGUUCCAUGACUGUCAGAAUUGUCGGCUUAGAGCCAGAAGAGUCUAAGACUAUUUUGGAAUACUUGUUUAGCGUCUACGAGAAGAACUUGGAUAUCCAGGUCAGAUUCAACUGGAGACCAACCAAGGAAGGCUUGGGUACUUCUGCUAUUUGGGACAACAGAGCUUCGCAGCACUUCGCUGUCUGGGACCACGAAGGCAAAGAAAACAGACACGGCACCAGAGUCACUUCUUUGGCCGAAAUUCCAUUCUUUGACGAAAACUCAAAGUCUCAGAGAGAAGCCUUGGGCUUAUCGUUGGAUUAG